Molecule: messenger RNA, 687 nt
Organism: Papaver somniferum (opium poppy)
Lineage: Eukaryota; Viridiplantae; Streptophyta; Magnoliopsida; Ranunculales; Papaveraceae
Product: dynamin-related protein 5A-like
Exons: 6
Coding region: 163-546 (127 amino acids)
Source: RefSeq, a predicted model, not a curated record
AGAAAACUCCCAAGCCAUAAGUGAUGGUCAUUUAUUAUGGCAAGCUGACGGAGAUGUUCCGGGUUUCGAACUAUCAACUUUAUAAUGCAUAUGCAUGGUCCAAACUGUUCUCACGACAAAGGGUACUGCAGGAGUUGCCAUAGCUAGUGUUUUGGGAGUCUAAUGUAUGCUUAUAACAGAGCACAAUGGACAAAAACAAUGGAGGCUAUGGAUAUGUUUCAGCUGCUCAAGAUCCUAACAUGUAUCCUAACCAAGGCUAUGUCGGUCCUGGAUAUGCACUUGGGAACUGUAAUCAAGUCUCGCAUCCCAGGCCUCCAGUCGAUAAUUAAUAAAAGUAUUGCUGAACUAGAGGCGGAAUUGAGUCGUUUUGGCAAGCCUGUUGCUUUUGAUGGUGGAGGUAAACUGUACCUGAUUAUGGAGAUUUGUCAUCUUUAUGAUGGAAUUUACAAAGAACAUCUUGACGGCAUGUAUGUAGCUGGUAGAUUGGAAUGUAGCUGGUGUUACUUUCUGGUAGAUUGGAAUGUAGCUGCCCCUGCCCACACAUGAACGACGUUCUUUGUCGUAUGUGAACCAGGGACACAACACAUGGAUGCUCUACUUGAUAUCAUUUAUGAAGUAUUGGCUAAGUUCAUCGUCAUCGGAGGAGCUUAUCGUUUUGUUGUUUAACAUGUUGUUUUUAGCUUAUUG